UCAAAUAUGGCAAAGAAAGGUGUGGUUAGUGUAGUGUUGACUAUAAUAUGACUAUAAUAUGGCAAACAAUGACAACAUUUGGUGGCCAUUGCUGUUGAAUGUCAGCCAUCAUUGUUUGCUUCGCCAUCAUUGACAACAACACACUUGUAUGCCAUUAAUGGCCGACACAGACGACCAAAUAGUUGAGGUCCAAGAAGUCGAGAUCGAGGCCAUACCCAUACACAUCAAACAUGAAGAUCAUCACAAUCAUCACCAAACAGAUAAUCGUCAAAUGGUUGCUCUCCAACCCGAUGACGACCACUUUGGCCACUGGAAUGAUGACGACGACGACCACAACGAUGUGUCGGUAUUCCCGUCGAGUGCACCCGAAAUACUGAUAGAGACCACUCCAACUAAUACAAAAAAGCGUAGAUCAGCUUCAAACUUGACUUCUGGUACAAAGAGGAGCAACAAAAGGUCGAACCAAAGUGGCGGCGCAUCUCUGUUACAGUCCGCUGGACAACGAUCUGGUGGUUCUUCUAACAGAAAAUGGGAACAAAAACAGGUUCAGAUUAAGACAUUAGAAGGAGAGUUUAGUGUAACGAUGUGGGCCACUGGAACUGAUGAAGAAGAGAUAGUAACAGCAAAUAUGGACGACGACUUGUCUUCGUCAUCUCAUUCACAAUUAAAUAUCAAUGAAUAUGUCACUGGAAUUAAAAAGAUCCCCAGAGAAGGGAUUCCUGGAGUAGAUCUUUCAGAUCCCAAACAGUUGGCAGAGUUUGCAAAAAUGAAACCUAGAAAACAAUCUCUAGAAGAUGAGUCGCGAACUAUUGCAUGUCCUCACAAAGGUUGUUCCAAAAUGUUUAGGGAUAACAGUGCAAUGCGUAAGCAUUUGCAUACUCACGGCCCACGAGUACACGUUUGUGCCGAAUGUGGUAAAGCUUUUGUCGAAUCGAGUAAAUUAAAGAGACAUCAAUUAGUACACACCGGCGAAAAACCAUUUCAGUGCACAUUCGAGGGCUGUGGCAAAAGGUUUUCUUUAGACUUCAAUUUGAGAACACAUGUUCGCAUACAUACAGGUGAUCGACCAUAUGUUUGUCCUUUUGAUGGUUGCUCCAAGAAGUUCGCGCAGUCAACAAAUUUGAAGUCUCAUAUCCUAACGCAUGCAAAAGCAAAAGCUAAUCAACAACAGAGAAUGACAACUAUGGAAAUACCGAUAUCAUCGCCAACGGGGACGCAGUCCAGUAUACCAGAAGUGGGCACCGAGUGCUUCGUCAUUGCCACUGCUGAAGAAGGCAUUGUUUUGUAGAAUCAUUGAUUCAAUAAAUUUAUUACUAUUUAAAUAUAUAUAUAUUAUUAAUAAUAAUAAUGAUAAUUCAAUAUU
Messenger RNA from Oppia nitens, 1363 nucleotides. RefSeq names its product transcriptional repressor protein YY1-like. Gene Ontology annotation, cellular component: PcG protein complex; transcription regulator complex. Lineage: Eukaryota; Metazoa; Arthropoda; Arachnida; Sarcoptiformes; Oppiidae. Gene Ontology annotation, biological process: regulation of transcription by RNA polymerase II. Gene Ontology annotation, molecular function: RNA polymerase II cis-regulatory region sequence-specific DNA binding; DNA-binding transcription factor activity, RNA polymerase II-specific. The transcript has 8 exons. The record is from RefSeq and is a predicted model, not a curated record. Bases 149 to 1288 code for a protein of 379 amino acids.